Saccoglossus kowalevskii is the source of this 2143-nucleotide messenger RNA. RefSeq names its product BBSome complex member BBS1-like. NCBI's taxonomy places the organism in Eukaryota, Metazoa, Hemichordata, Enteropneusta, Harrimaniidae. Gene Ontology annotation, cellular component: BBSome; axoneme; centrosome. Gene Ontology annotation, molecular function: patched binding; smoothened binding. Gene Ontology annotation, biological process: non-motile cilium assembly; protein localization to cilium. The record is from RefSeq and is a predicted model, not a curated record.
CGCCAUUUUGAAUGUUUUCAUCGUACGGAAAUGUAUAUGUUGAUUACUAUUGUAACAAUAAUUUAAAUCGACGUUGGAACGGGAAAUCUGUGACUUGAGAGUGUGUGUAUCUAAUCUAACUCUACGUAAUUACUCGCAAUACUUAAAUAUGAGCGUGGCAACAGAUACGAAACCGGGCGAUACAUCAAGUGAUGAAGUGGACAGUAAAUGGUUAAAUGCACAUUAUGAUCCGGUAGCAUCACUAUAUACAUUUACAACAUGUAUGGCGUUGUCUGAUUUGAACGGUGAUGGAGAGAACAAGUUAAUUAUAGCUGAUCUUGGCACAGGUUCUUACGAUAUGAAAUUGAAAGUCUAUAAAGGAACAUCACUGAUGUCUGAGAAUGCUAUUAUAGAUUUACCAACUGGAGUAUCUACAUUCUUUAUGGAUACCAAUGAACCAAGGACACCUGCAAUAGCAGUUGCUUCAGGGCCAUAUAUAUAUGUGUAUAAGAAUCUGAGGCCAUAUUUUAAGUUUACGUUGCCGCCCCUAGAAGUUAAUGAAGUUGAAGAACAAUUGUGGAAUCAGACAAGAGAGGAUAAAAUUGAUGUGAGAGUAUUACGGGAAAUGUUGGACAGUCUACGAAGAGAGAAUACAGAUAGCAGUUUAACUGUCAGAUCCUUGAGAUUUUUAAUGUUAGAUCCUGAUCAGAUGGAAGCAUUUGCUGAUCUCCAUAAACACAGUCCCAUGAAAAAACAGACUGUAAUUACAUGUAUGGACACUUUGAAAAAGAGUAUGUCAGAUGAUGAUGCUAUAAGCUGUUUGGUUAUUGGAACAGAAAGUAAAGAUAUUUACAUCUUAGAUCCUGAAGCAUUCACAGUACUUGCAAAGAUGACUUUACCAAGUGUUCCGGUAUUUUUAAGCGUUUCUGGUUUAUAUGAUGUUGAAUUCCGCAUUGUUGUGUCUGGCAGAAAUGGUCAUAUUUACACAUUGAAAAGGGGUUCCAAAACAGCCAAGUCAUGUGUGGAGCUUGGUUCCCAGCCUGUCGGUUUGCAGAGAGUUGGUAAAAAUAUCGUUGUAGGAUGCAUGGAUCAGACGCUUCAAUGUUUUACAACAAAGGGAAAGAGGUUGUGGACGGUGUAUUUACCAAGUGGUAUAACAUCAAUGGGAUUGAUGGAUCACAAACAACGUGGAUUUAAAGCAGUGCUGGUUGGUUUAAAUAGUUGUGAAGUCCAUGUAUACAGAGACAAAUAUUUAGUGAAUGUUAUCAAGUCACAGGAUGCUGUAACAGGAAUGCAGUUUGGACGAUUUGGUAGGGAAGAUGGUGCCUUGGUGAUGACCACAAAAGGAGGGGGUCUGAUUGUUAAAAUUUUACGCCGUAAUGCUGUGUUUGAAGAAAGAGAUUCAUCGGGGGGCCCACCAGUCGCACAAAACCAGAAGCUAAAUGUACCCAAGAAAACCAAACUAUUUGUGGAUCAAACAAUGAGAGAACGAGAAAAUGGAACAACAAUGCAUCGCACGUUUCAACAUGAUUUAUAUCGAAUGAGACUGAAUACUGCUCGGGCAUUUGUCACAGCUCUAGAUAACAGUUUAAACCCCAUUUCAAUGAAUCCAACUGAGCCGCUAAAGUUGUCUGCCCAGAUUCAAGGCAUUGGUCCAACCUUCAAACUGACUGUGAGUUUACAGAACACCUCUAUGAACACACCAAGUUUGAGUCUAAUCAUUAGUUUUCAAUACGAUGACAAAUUAUAUGCAUUACAGAAGAACCUCAUCCAUGUACCUAUGUUGAUUCCUGGAUUGAAUUAUAAUUUUGAAACAUUGGUUGAAUGCUUGAAUGACAAAGGGAUAUCAGACACAAUUAAGGUAUUUGUUUUGCGGCAACAUCGGGCAGUGCCAAUAAUAACAGCAGUAAUUAAUAUGCCAGUCAGUGAAUCAGUCAUCGUUGUAUAAUAUAGACUCAGGUCAUCUCUUCCGUCCAUAACGAUUUUUUAACUGACAUUGAUUUUUGUUGUCCCAUGAAAGUGUCAAUUUAUUGUAUUUUUGUUGUCCCAUGAAAGUAUCAAUUUAUUGUAUUUUUGUUGUCCCAUGAAAGUAUCAAUUUAUUGUUUUAGGUCAUUUGUAUGUAAAUUUUACUAGUCACUCCCUGCUUAAAGAAGGUCAGUAUAA